Molecule: messenger RNA, 1638 nt
Organism: Penicillium concentricum
Lineage: Eukaryota; Fungi; Ascomycota; Eurotiomycetes; Eurotiales; Aspergillaceae
Product: Zn(II)2Cys6 transcription factor
Exons: 2
Coding region: 1-1638 (545 amino acids)
Biological process (GO): regulation of DNA-templated transcription
Molecular function (GO): zinc ion binding; DNA-binding transcription factor activity, RNA polymerase II-specific
Source: RefSeq, a predicted model, not a curated record
AUGGUAUAUGGUGGUAAACCUAGUACAGGUUGUGGGAACUGUCGCUCGCGCAAGAUCAGAUGCGACCAGGCCCGACCGGUCUGCGGGAAGUGUACUCGAACUAACAGAAAAUGCCUUGGAUACCGCGAUGAGCUGUCGCUGAUGUUCCGCGAUGAGACCGAAUCUGUUGCGCGGAAGGCGCGGUCUUCUCAGUCUUCCUCUGCAGCUUCCACCCCGUCGUCCUCAUUUAUACCCCGAAUGUCGUCCCGGUCGGCGCGUUCUGUUCUCCCAAAACGAUGUUACGUAUCCCCAGUGACCAUAUACUCAUGUAAAAGUUUGAAAGGCCCAGAUUUUGGUUUCGGUUCCGAUCCUAGGUACAAACUUUGUAUGCGCGAGGCCAGGCAGAGUCCUGUAGAGACACAUCUCAACACGACAGUUUCGAAGCAGGAGGCUAUUUGCUUUUUCCUCCAGUCGCACACCAUUUCCGGUAGUUUUCUAGGAAUCGACACUUGGACAAACUUUCUCAUGGAUUCUAGUGAGUCACUAGGCCAACGAGCUAUACAAUGCAGCAUCGUAGCAGUUGCCAGCGCCAUGCUCUCGCGUGUUCGAAGAGUCGCAUCACUGAGGCGCGCCGCACUUCAAGAAUAUGGAUCUGCGCUCAAGUUAGUCAAUCAAGCGCUCGCCAACCCCGACCAGGCUAAGACGGACCAGACCCUUGGUGCGGUUAUCCUUUUAGCUUUAUAUGAAAUCAUCAGUUGUCUCCAGCGCGAUGUGCACGUACCCAGCUCGCUACUGGAAUGUCCAACGCUCGACAUAACCCCCGCGAUCAAUGAUGCGUUUGGCACUGAGAUUAUCUUAAUCAUUAGCAAGUUGUCGAAUCUACGUGCAAGUAUUCACACGCAAGCCUUGAACGAUCCCCAAGAGAUCCUCAGUGCGGCUUGUGCCAUCGAAGCAGACCUUCUCGCCUGGUUAGCCGCUCUGCCACCGGGCCUUUCAUAUAGUAGCCAUAAAUUGAUGCCACUGGACCGUUCUUUUGAACGCCGCUGUCACGGAAUUCGACCCUACAACGACGAAUACCACAUCUAUCCAGACAUCUGGGUGGCCAAUUGCUGGAAGCACUACCGUUACGCACGCAUUAUUGUCAGCGAGCUUAUAUUAUCACAAGUCCACAAGCUAUCAAAUAGCUCGCCUACCUAUUUAUCCAAAGACUUUCGUUUGUACUGCAAGUCUCUACGUUCAACCAUCCGUCGCCUAGGUGCCGACAUCUGCCGCAGUGGCCCAUUCCAUCUGGGUGCGUGUAACUUGGAGGUGCUUCCAGAAGCGCCUAUACUCCCACCAGAGAGCUACCUGGGCGGCCUCAUGAUGCUCUGGCCCCUAUUCAUUGCUGGCAUGGUGGAAGGACCGACUCAUCCACAGCGGCGGUGGGUAAUACUGUGUCUUCAGACGAUAGGGAACACGUGGGGACUGGCACAGGCGCUGGCUCUGAUGGAUCUUCUCAUCGUGGACCCGGGGAUGUUCCAUUCCGUGGAAAGAUAUGGCGAAGCCGCUGAUACGGCGGUUGGGUCGCCGGAAGUACUUCCGUUCUCCAUCUACCAUGUGCCUUAUUAUAAUCUUUCUGCAUUAAAGGAGUAUCGAGAGCUUCAGGCAUCUUCGGCGUGA